Camarhynchus parvulus is the source of this 5758-nucleotide messenger RNA. RefSeq names its product decapping mRNA 1A (gene DCP1A). The record is from RefSeq and is a predicted model, not a curated record. The transcript has 10 exons. Gene Ontology annotation, biological process: positive regulation of catalytic activity; deadenylation-dependent decapping of nuclear-transcribed mRNA; deadenylation-independent decapping of nuclear-transcribed mRNA. Lineage: Eukaryota; Metazoa; Chordata; Aves; Passeriformes; Thraupidae. Gene Ontology annotation, cellular component: P-body. Gene Ontology annotation, molecular function: enzyme activator activity; mRNA binding. The coding region runs from base 62 to 1813 and encodes 583 amino acids.
GGCGCGCCGCUGCACCGGCGCGGCUGUUGCCGUUCCGCGGGCGGGGCUGCCCGGAUCCAAGAUGGAGGCGGCGGGCAGAGCGGGGCAGGAGAUGAGCCUGGCGGCCCUGCGGCGGCACGACCCCUUCAUCACCGGCAUCGCCGACGUGACCGGCCAGGUCGCGCUCUACAGCUUCAGCCCCAAGGACAACGAGUGGGAGAAAACUGACAUAGAAGGGACCUUAUUUGUGUAUAAAAGGUCAGCUUCUCCUUAUCAUGGUUUUACGAUAGUGAAUCGACUGAAUAUGCACAACCUGGUUGAGCCAGUAAAUAAAGAUUUGGAGUUUCAGCUCCAUGAACCUUUUCUGCUCUACAGAAAUGCCAGCUUGUCAAUUUACAGUAUUUGGUUUUAUGACAAGAAUGACUGUCAUCGAAUAGCAAAACUCAUGGCUAAAGUGGUUGAACAAGAAGCUCAGAGGUCGCAGCAAGUUUCUCAGGAUAGAAAAAGUCCCAGCAGAACCAAUGGCUGCAAUGAAAACAGGCCCAUUGACAUCCUAGAGAUGCUUAGUAAAGCCAAGGAUGAGUAUGAACGAAAUCAGAUUAGUGACCUAAGUAUUAUAUCAAGUUCUGGAAUGCAACAGAAUUCAAAUCCUCCAAAGCCAGAAAGCACAGAACCUUCAGAACAGAAGCCUUCAUUACAGGUGCAAGACCAGCCAUUUCAGUCAAGGCAGAAGCAUCUGACUUUGGAGGAACUGUUUGGAACCUCUGUCCAAAAGGAACAGCCUGCAGCUCCAUAUCCCAAUCCAGAGAGAAUGGAGAAGCUGCAGACAGACGCAUCUGCCAGAGAGCAGCACAGUUUGCUUUUGCCUUUUUCCUUUGACCAGUCACCAGUAAUGCAACAAUCCCUGGGGAAAUGUGAAAGUCCAAGCAUUAAACCCAGUGCCAGCCAGCAGGACUGUUUGACACCUAUGAUAAUACCUCCAGCUUCAGUUUCCCAGCCUGAGCUGAAAAACGUUCCAAGCUAUUCAGUUCGUUUAAGCCCUGUUCUUAAUUCAGCCUCGACAAUGGAAGCUGCCCCUGCUCAGAUGCUUCCUGGCCUCAAACAAAGCAACAGUAUAAUGCAAGUUAUGCAGCAAGCUGCCAAGCCCAUAUCCCCACUGGUGAAUCAGCCGCCAUCUGACGUGAACCACGCUCCACAGAAUCUCAUGGCUGGCCAAAGCCAGCUCAUAGCACCCUUGACUACAGCAAACACAGGGACUGUCUCAAAUGCAUCUCAUACAAGUGUUGAUCUUCUCCAGAAACUCAGGUUGACCCCACAGCAUGACCAAACACAGCAGCAGUCUCUCGCUAAGAGUCCCUUAACACCAAACAUCUCUGCCUCCGUUGGCCAACUUGCAACACCAGAAAGCUUCAAAGAAUCUCACAGUAAGCCAUCAGCCUUGAACAGCAAGAUAAUCUCUCCCCUUCAGACUGUACAACAAAACAAGGAAUCAGAAGUAUUUCCACAGCCGAAAACUUUGUCUAAAGCAAGUCAAGUUGCACCUCCACAGUUUGUUACAGCCACGACGACAGUAACACCUUCAGUCCUCUUGUCUCCAAGUGUGUUUCAGCAAUCAGCUACAAAAGCUACUGAAGUGGAGAAUAAAGCCAGUUCUUCUUCGCCUUUAACACUUGGAACAACAGAAAUUCAGACUACACCUCCUACUGUUCUCAGUAGGUCUCAGCUUCAAGAAGCACUGAUACAUCUAAUAAAGAAUGAUUCCCGUUUUCUCAGCACUAUCCAUGAAGUCUACUUGCAAGUCCUCACCAAGAGUACAGACAACAUUAAGCUAUAAUUGAAAUUGAAUCUACUUAAAAUAUGUUCAUUUUAGAAACAAUUAUGCCUCAUCUAUAAAACUAAUAUUUUUGUAAAAGAAUAUUUAGUUUUCAAUGUCUUGAAUUUGAACCUGUUAGGAAAUAUUAUUCCUUAAAUACUUAUGAAAGUAAUGUUCUCAGAAUGAUCUAGGUUUUCACUGUGAUCAUCACCAGCAAACCUUUUUUUUAUUGGGGAGGGGACUUAAGUUGCAUUUGAGCUCUCAUUAGCAUUAAGUGAAUGUGCAAAUGUUUGUUCUGGCUCUCAUUCCUGGCUGUAUUCAUUGUUCAAGGAUUACAGACUCAAAACUAUUUCAACCAGCAAAUGCACAAUAUAAUACACUACAGCACCCCAGAACCAAAUUCAGUUGUGGGAACCUCGUUCCAGUUUGCAGGACUAAGGAAAAUGAGAGCAAAAUGCCUUGUGAUUAAGCUGGUAGGUGUGGGGAGGGAAAGGGUCUGGAAGCCAGGCCAUUGGAGCUAAAUCUUUAACAAAAGGUCUAAAAAUGUGAUUAGCUCAAAUACAUUGGCAGUCUCUAGCUAAUGCAUGUAAAUUCAUCCUUUUAAUAUUUCAUUAAUCCUAUUUGUUUCUGUGUUACUGACAUAAAACACCCAAGUGGGUAAGGCCAUUUUCUCUAAAGAGGCAAAAUUUGAAAUAUGCAAAAUCCUCAGUGAUUGCAAUUUUUUUUAAACAACAAAGGAGUUGCAUGUUGAAGUUCUCAUUUUAAAUUUAUAGUUAGGAGACCACCCCUGGAAGACUCUCUUCCUGUUCAGCAGUGUUUGAUAAAAUUUAAACAUUUUGUUUCCUUUUAGCUUAAGGAUGGACCACACCGUAGUUGGCUUUCACUCCUGUUGUGUUGGAACUGCAGUGUUGAGAACUAUGCAGAUGGGAAACAAAUGCAUGCUUUUCUUCUGUUGCCCUCUAUCCAAAUAAUUAGUGUACACUUCAUAGUCUGAAGUUAAUCUAAUUAAAAUGUUACUGCUUUGUAUAUGUGAUUUAGUAAGCCACUAUUCACUAAGAAUUUAACUGGGUACUUUUCCCAAAUCAGAAAAAUUUUAAUUAUACCUUCUUAUGCUGCUGUGUUGGUUUACCCAUGGGUUGUAUUUAUUUCUAAAAGGCAUGCAAAGGUAAUUAAUCUGAGUUCAGGUCCCAACAUUUUCCAGCAAUAGUAGUUUAGAUUUUCAGUAGAAAAGUGUUGGGUUAUUGAGUAAAAAGAUAAUCUGUAGUGAGUUGUGAUGCACUGCUUCAUUCUUUUCCUUCAAGCACUAUUGAAAUAUGAAGAAAAAUAUUGUUUGGUUCCUUACAACAUAUAUGUAAGCAUAGAUCUCCUAAGGAUUAGUUAAUGUUGACAUAGUCAAGGUGCAUGGCCAUUUCAUUGGAAGCUAGUAAUUGAGCUUUAAUUGUGAUUUGUUCACAAAUCAGGAUGUUUUAGAUACAACAAAUAUUUACAUACAUUCAAAUAUUUUUAUGUAUUUGAACUAUUUUAGGUUUUUUUCUUAGCUUUUUAGUGGAAAAUAUAUUUUGUUUAGCACUACCUGCCUUCUGAAAAGCUCUUCUCAGCCUUUGAGUUCAGUGUUUCCAAUUAAAAUAUAUAGUAUAUUGUUAGAAAAAUGUUCAAGAUUCAGGGAAAGAUGCUAAUGUGCAUUCCUCAAGAAAUAUAUUGGAUUUAAUGGUAGCAUCUAAAUUCAGCAAUACAAGCUCAGACUUCUUAAGGAAGAUAGGAACUUCUUCCAUAAAUUCUGGAGUUACAAUACUGUGUAUGCACAUAAACAGUGAGAUUCAAGUUCGAUUCAAGGUCUAAACUGAUUUUUUGUUGGGCUUUUUAGGAAAAGUUUCACUGAAAGGGACAAACCAGGGAGCAGUUCCUCUGAACAAAAAUGGACAGUCUAAGCCAAAUAGAGGGUUGCUCUUACCUGGAUUUAGCAAAGAUGGAGUCUGUAACUUCUCGCUUCUCGUGGACAGCUUCUGGUUUCUUCAAUGAAAGAUUUGAUAAAGGUUUGGAAGAAAAGAAAUGUUGGAAGCUGAUAGUGCAUGUUGGUACUGUUUGCUAAAUACAGUCAUAUCCAAAGAUCUGUAGAAAUAAUAGGAAGUUGUAUUUUGAGUUCUUCAGCCAUACACAAAAGUAAUAAUACUUUCAAUAUCCUUAACUUGUGAGGGUUCCUGUGCAGCUGGAAACAAGCAGUUGGCAGAUCCUUACUUCACUUUGGUUUUGUAGUGUCCUUGUAGCAACAGGUUGAUGGUUUACUUCCCUACCCAAACUUUCCAAAUGAACUGGCAGAGAACCAGGGUUGGAAUUGUAGUGUCCACAGCAAACUUUCCACCUUGAACUUUACGGCAUGUGUUUGUUCCAACCUGUGCAUGGGGCCAGCAGACACAGGAACCCCCUAGUGCAGAGGUGUGACAAGUGCCAGGGAGUGGCUCUAACAGAUAAACUCCUUUAAUUAAAAGCUCAUUGUAAAACACAAGCUCAAUUACAGUGUAAAAGCUGAUUUUUUUUAUGUGGAUGCUGUAUUUAAAAACCUUUUUCCCUACUUGUUUUAAAUUUUUGUGUAAGUUUGAAAUGACCAGCUUGUUGAAGUGCUUGAUUUGUGUUAUCUGCAUGUAGGGAUAACCAGUGUGUAGCAAGUUACCUUGGGGCAUCACAAAAAAUGAUUGUGACCAUUUUAAAGUUGCUGGGUUUUUUUUAAUUGCUGGCUUAAUGGAGAUUUUAUCUAUUCUUUCUGGGAAUCAAAAGAUUAUUAGUUCAGACUACACUCCUCAAAUUAUUACCUAAGCAUGUUUUUUGUGGCUCAUAUUAAGUUACUUUAGGUUUGAGUUUGGAUUUUUACUUUUUCCCUAAUCAAAGACAGUUCUAAAACCUACAACUGCUGAAUUGUUCAGGAAAAUCAAAAUUCUCAGUUUUGUAGUUAGACUUUAUCUGUUGUUAUUUAACAAUGCAAAGUUUAUAUGAAAGGUGCCUAACAGUUAUUAACUUUAGAAGGAGAAUAUCUUUCCAAAUUAAACAAGAUUUGCAGAAUGAGUGAUAAAAAAAAUUCAAGUGAUUCAUCCUGAUUUAAUAUAAAAUGUGUAAUUCUGUGUAUAAGUACUCAAUAUUUAAACACUUGCUGCUGGAUGUAUCAUUUUUGCUUGCAUUUCUAAUUGCUUCAUUUUGAUUUAUUUCUGAAAUCCAUUAUGCCAUGUGUAGUCACUGAUAGAAUUUCUGCAAUGUUUUGGAAAGCAAACAUUAAUUUGGGACUUCUUGGUUUUUAAAAGUAUUCAAAACAAAUCAGCCACCUUUUUGCCAGGUAUUUGGGUUGCUUUGUACAGCAUAUCUUAACAAGAGGAAUGUGUGCAAUAUGUAUCACCUCAUGUUUGUCUGGCAAUGUUACUAAAAUGUUAAGAUGCAAUAUCUUCCUCUCACUUCAAGUUGGAAAAAUUGCAGUAGCUCUGAUUUGGUGGUGUAUUUAUUUUUAUCUAUUCAGUGUAUGGGCAUAUGGUUAGCUAGGUUCUUUUAUGUGCAUUAUGUGCUUUUAGUAAUUUCUGAGUUUUAUCACUUCUGCAUAUGCACCAGUUGUAGCCAUUUGCAUGUUCUUUCAAUAUGAAGACCAUGGGGAAGGGGGGGCUUCAAGGAAAGAUUUCUGGAAACCUGAAUAAUUGUAAGUCAAAAAAUAUAGAUACUGCAUCAUUAACGUUUUUGGUAUGGUGUGGGUUUUAUAGCACCUAUGUAUGUUUGCAGUUAUUAAGUUAUUGCAUAAAUGUUUAAGAAUGAGCAUUUUUUUCAUCCAAAAUUUUGUAUGUUUGCAAAUAUAUUUUUGUAAUAAAACUUCAAAACAAAUGUUUCAGCACCUCCUAAAAUCUCGUGACGUUUCCUUUUAUUUCUAGAGCUCUCUUAGCCUACUGGAAGGUUCAGUUUUUAUUUAGGGUUAAUAUUUCCCAGAGAAAAAACUCA